Molecule: messenger RNA, 2229 nt
Organism: Phytomonas sp. Hart1
Lineage: Eukaryota; Euglenozoa; Kinetoplastea; Trypanosomatida; Trypanosomatidae
Source: the annotation of a GenBank genome assembly
AUGCUUGAGGAGGAUAAAGAGGCAAUACGUCAGCUGAAAGUUGAUUUGGUGAGGCUAGUUGAUCUCCCAGACAAAGACUUUAAAUGCUAUCUUGAUCCUGCGUCUCGUAUGAAGUACUAUUAUAUUGUCUAUACCGCUGCAACGCAUAACACUUCUAAGGGGCCAGAGUACUCUGCUUCUGAUCUAGGAGAAGUGCUAUAUAUGGAUUAUCAUGAAAUAUUCACGAGUUAUCUAUGUCGAUUUCGUGAUCUUACGACUCCAAGCGAAAUGGAUUUAUUCCGGAAGAUUUUGAAUGUGUGGGGGCGCUAUAAAUCUCUCAUGAAUUGGAGCAUAUGGUCCUUUAGCUAUCUUUCUCGGUAUUUUAUUGUAAACCAUUCUAAGCCAACUCUUCAACAGGUUGCACUUGGAAUUUUUUUUGAGCGUAUAUUUAAGCUGCAUUUCGAUAUUCUCAGUCGAAUUACUCAGGAUUUAUUGAUCAAGGAUACCCUUGGGCAUUCUAUGAAUCAGUCAUUGAUCACUAUUGCAGUGGAUCUUUUUUCUUCUUUGCGCUCAUGCGAUAUACAGCGCAUUUACUUUGACAGGUUUCUACAUUCGUAUAUAGAGCGAUUAACUGGUGAAUGCAAGAAUUUACUUCAAAUGUGGAGCACCGAUACUGAUGGAAUCACUUAUUUAAUAAAAGUACACGAAGUUCUUUCAAAUGUAGGAAGCCGUUGCAGGGAGUACUUUUCUAAUCAAGAAGAACAAUUGAUUAUAUCAAGUAUAGAAAAUACUGUCAUUAAUUUACCUAUAGCACGCUCUAAAUUGAUUUUUUCUGAUAAUGGGUUCUUUUUUGCGUUACACACCCGCAAUGAGGAUGCUCUUAAAAAGUAUUAUGAUCUAUUAUCACGUAACAAGUCUGGGAUUAAAUUGUUAUCUUCAUCUGUUCGAGAAGAAAUCGAAAAUGAAAGCUGCAAUUUAUCACAGCUCCUUCAAGGUGGUGAAGAGACAGCUAAUGUAGUGCAAUAUCUAACCUCAAUAAUUAAGUUACAAGAGGUCUUUCAACACUUGGUUACUGAUUGUUUCCAAUCGAAUUUCAGGAUUGCAAGGGCAGUUCAGGAGGGUUUGGUUCGUAUUUUCAAUGGAAAAGUGCAGAUGAAAAAUCCUCACACAGAGCAAGAGUAUCACGUCUUAUUUUGCGAGCUCCUCGCGAGCUAUAUUGACAUAGUUCUUCAAAAGAUGGAUGACUCCGUAAAUGAGGAAAUUGAGAAUGUUGUUUCAGUAGUAAUGCAUUUGGUUGAACGAGAUUGUUUCCUAUUGUGCUUAAAAGAUCGUUUGUUUGAGAGAAUAACCUUUCCUAAUAAAAAAUUUCAUGAAGUUAACGAAUGGUUAUUCAUUGAAAUUAUCAAACAGAGAUGGGGGUCAACCAGUACAGCACAUUUAGAGGGUAUGCUAAAUGAUUUUCUCACCAGCAAGUCAUUUAAAGCCGUUGAAGUGUUUCAGUCCUUGGGUAAAACAUUGUCGUUUGAUGUUUCAGUAUUGUUUGCAAGGAAGGGUAUCUGGCCGGACUGCUUAUCAGUCAAGAAUUCUCUGAUUCUACCACAUUUUAUAAAAGAUUUACUUAAUCACUUACAGGAUGCGUAUCUCAGGGAUAUGAAGGGUCGUGCUCUUGUUUGGUCUCAUGAAGCCAGCAGUGCGGAGUUGAAAGCUAUAUAUGAACAGGGAACAUAUAUUUUCAGAGUUUCCGGUAUUCAAGCUUUGAUUUUACUUUCAUUCAAUACGAUGCCAGAACAAAGUAUUCAUCACAUCAUGACGGUGAAUGGGAUUUCAAGUACCCGGCUUCGUCAAAGUUUGCCACCCCUAACCAAACAUAAAGUGCUCUUGCAUUCAUAUCCGUUGAGUCAGGUAGAGGAUACAUCUGAAAGGUUAAUAGUUAAUGAUAAUUACACUGACUGUAAUUGUAAAAUUAAUUUUCCACCAACACUUGCUUGGGCGAACAUUCUCAAUAAUGGACAAACUAUGCCAGAGGCAGGCAAAGACCGUAAAUUAGCAAUUGACACUUGUUUGGUAAGAAUUCUUAAGAGUUUUUGCACCAUUGAUCAUGAGGAUCUUGUUGCUCAGUGCCAAAACCAACUAAGACCACUGUUUUCUCCAGAUGUGAUAACAAUAAAACAAAGAGUUGAAGAGCUAAUCCAAAAAGGCUACAUUGAACGUGCCCAAGGUAACCACUCAAAAUAUAAAUACAUUGCUUAG